AAAGCGGAUUAGAAGAAAAAUCCUGCUCAUGUCCAACGACUGUCUAGACGUGAUGUCUUUCGAAAAACACUCGAGUCCUUCUUUCUCAUGGUCUAGUUGCGAUGCAACUCUCAAGAUUGCUGAGGGUAAUGAAGAACAAGACUCCCUCUUUGAGACGUUUGAGACGAUAAGACCAGGGCAGUACUCCUUUCAAUGUUCGAGCCUCCAACAAGCGGCUUCCUCGAGUCAUCUUAGUGUUUACUUGAGUAGAUCGUUCGUAUUUGAUGAGGGAAAGAAUGAAUUUCGUUGGCACAAAACCUGGAAACUUCCAGAGAUCAGAAUAGUCUACAGCGCUCCUGAUUUCGUUCCUACUAGCGACUUGACCGCUUGGAUAACUUGUGCUUGUCACACGGACUUGUCAAAUACUUUAGAAGUUUUAGGUCUGGAAGGUGUAACAAGGCAACCUUUAGAAGAUGGUCAGUGUGUAUUCUCCCGUCUUCGCUUCAAGUCCACAAGUAGUCUCCAAAGAGGGCGUCCUUUUUAUCUGGUAGUAUCUCUUCUAAGACAACACAUUUGUGUGGCAUCUCUUAUUUCUAAAGGCAUUUAUGUAUAUUCAAGAAAAGACGCCGAUAAGAAAAGAAAGAGAACGGAAGCUGCUAAAGAAUCCUUGUCCGAAAAGGCAUCAGCAGAAGAAGCCCAGACAUUUUAUGCUCCAUUUUUGCCCGAACUAUUUGACAGAGUCUUUUUUCGAAAGGCAAACGACCAUCGAGGACAAAAGGUGGUAGAGAGAAUAGAAAACUCUCCUGAAGGACUUUUAUCCUAUUUUCAAGCUCCCAACAUUCGUUUCAAAUGUAGACAUCCUGUGUUUUUGUUGUAUCGUUUCAGUAAUGCUCUUGUAUUGUUAAGAAACUCAGAAUUAUUUCCUUCUGACACAACGCAAGUUUAUAGAAGGUUCAUUUCGGAUCUUGGGACUUUUUCGACAGAAGCAUUUCCUAAAAGCGAUACAGGACCCUGUGCAAAAAGUGAAAAUAGUCCUAUUUGGUAUAUUUGUUGUCUCCAAAGUUGUAAAUGUUCUACAGAGGCAAGAAGGAAGAUUUUUGAAAACAUGGACCUCCUUAAAAGUGACAAACUUGGUUUUAUAGCAGAUUCGUCUAUUUGUGAUCCAAAGUUUCAGGUAUUGAUGGAUAUGGAGUCUCUCCGUUUGGAAUAUGAACGUGCUUAUGCUCUGUAUUCCAAUAACAACAAGAAACCUCGAGAAGAAAGAGAUUCCAGAGGAACUUUCUCUUCGGAUGUUCAAUCCCGUCACAACACUGAAGCUGGCCUAUUUGAAGAGCUUGAAUGUCCUUCUUUCUUGGAAGCUCCAAAUGCUUCCCAUUUAAGGUCCAACAAUCCUAUUGAAGAUACGGAAGAUGACUGGUUAGCGUUCAGCACCGAAGCACGUCUUUUCAAAGAAAGAUUUCAGUUUAAUCAUUUAGAAAUAAGACGUAUGUUAUCCAGUCUGACCGAUGCAGCAAUGAAUGCCGUGACGGACCAUUCAAAAGCUUGUAUAUCGCAUCUAAAACGAGUUUAUGUAGAGCUUUUUACCGUUCUCAGUGCCCAUGCCAAUGCAGAAGAUCAACUCAUAUUUCCUUUACUUAUGGAUCGGAUUCCUGGGAUAACAGAAUCGUAUAAUCUGGAUCAUUUCAUGGAAGGCAAAGAAUUGACUGCUAUCGGAGAGGCAAUAAUGAACUUUGAUCCCGAUCACGCUGGAGACUUAUUUUUGCAAAUUACGGGGUUUAGUGCAAAUCUUACUUUGCAUAUGGAAAAGGAAGAGGAGCAUAUCCUUCCACGACUGUUACAAGUAUUAAGUGACGAUGAGCUUAACGAUUUAAGAAAUAAGAUAGUGAGAGAGACCUGUCAAAUGCUUCAGCAAGGUCAGACGUCAGGUCUAUGGCAAAUAAGAGUUCCAUCAACGUCUUCAAAGUAUUCUGCUGAAUUUCCGUCUUCAAAGGAUACUAUUUCUCAAUUUUUUAGUUGAGCCUAAAGUAUAUUGUAGUAAUUGAAAUCAUUUUA
Messenger RNA from Galdieria sulphuraria, 2031 nucleotides. Its product is annotated as zinc finger-like protein. The transcript is spliced from 3 exons. Bases 29 to 1996 code for a protein of 655 amino acids. Lineage: Eukaryota; Rhodophyta; Bangiophyceae; Galdieriales; Galdieriaceae. The record is from RefSeq and is a predicted model, not a curated record.